AUGUCGUCGAGCAGUCAAACCCCUCUGCGAUUCCCUGCUUCUCUUCCGUCCACCGAGCCGCUUGUCACUAUAUCAUAUCCACACGAUGGCCUGUGGAUAAUCGAACUCCACAACGGAGAGGACUCACGUCUCACCAAGCGAAUGAUCGAUGAUGCUAUCCGGCCCGCCUUGGACCUUGUCGAAGAGCACUGGAAUUUUAACAGAGGCUCUUCCCCGACUACGCGAAGCAAGGAUAGCUCCGGCAGAGACAGUGGAGAAGGCGCUCUUAUAAUAAUAGGGAAGCGAAGUCAGGACAAGUUUUUCAGCAACGGUUUUGAGUACGAGAGCGUGAAGGGCAACCCGGCUUUCUUCAAUGAAACUGCGAAUCCGCUCAUUGCUCGCUUGAUGACUUUUCCAAUUCCGACGAUCGCCGCUAUUAACGGCCACUGCUUCGCAGCGGGAAUGAUGCUCGCCCUUUCUUGUGAUUACCGAAUAAUGACUGAUGGAAGCAGAAGACGUGCGUGGAUGUGUAUGAACGAGAUUCAUUUCGGUGCACCAUGGCCUCUGUCAUUUGCUGCUAUCUUGAACACCAAGGUUUCUGAUCCAUCUGUUCGAAGACGCAUUGCUUUGGAAGGACACAGAUUCACACCCUCAGAAGCGCUGGCAGCUGGACUCGUGGACCGACUAGCAACUUGUGAAGGUACAGGGGCCGAACUUGGGACAGAGAACGUUUUGCAGGAAGCUAUGAAACUCGCCAAGGAGGUUUCAGUGCUGCCCAAACAGGGUGUCUGGGGUUCCAUCAAAGCCUUCCUUUAUAGGGACUGUUUGGAGACUGUCCGUUUGGACGCGCGAACACAUUCGAUGCUACCAACAGCGAGGCUGUAG
Molecule: messenger RNA, 864 nt
Organism: Pisolithus orientalis
Lineage: Eukaryota; Fungi; Basidiomycota; Agaricomycetes; Boletales; Pisolithaceae
Product: ClpP/crotonase-like domain-containing protein
Exons: 5
Coding region: 1-864 (287 amino acids)
Biological process (GO): fatty acid beta-oxidation
Cellular component (GO): peroxisome
Molecular function (GO): delta(3)-delta(2)-enoyl-CoA isomerase activity; enoyl-CoA hydratase activity
Source: RefSeq, a predicted model, not a curated record